GGUGAAGCAACAAAGGUAACCUGGUGAAGUUUCAGAGCAUUUCUAAGCUUUUGCCAGUUUUCCUCUGUAAUUUCUCUCUGUCUGGUCCAGUCAUUACAUCUCAGUUAUAGAAGAAAACACAUUUGAAGCACUGCCUAAAGAAGACAACCAUGUUUCUCAGAGUUAUUCUGCUAGGAAUUCUCCUUCUCAGCAUCCUUGGGACAGAAACUGCUCUGGCUGGCUCUAGUUUUUUAAGCCCCACAUAUAAAAACAUACAGCAACAAAAGGAUACAAGAAAACCAACAGCAAGAUUACAUCGCCGAGGCACAGAAAGCUUUUGGGAUACAGAUGAAACAGAGGGAGAAGAUGACAAUAACAGUGUUGAUAUCAAGUUUAACGUUCCUUUUGAAAUUGGUGUCAAGAUAACAGAAAGAGAGUAUCAAGAGUAUGGACAAGCACUGGAGAAGAUGCUACAGGACAUUCUUGCAGAGAAUGCUGAAGAAACUCAGACAAAAAGCUGAAGCAAGCUGAAGGACAACCACAGCACUAGAUGGCCUGAUAUAAGUUUUACUUUAAAACAAAACUAUGACUGAAUUUAGAUCUCUAAGAAGAAAGAAGCACAUGAACUUGAGUAGUUUGCUCUAAGAAAAAGACAAGAAUCUACAUGCAGAACUUCAAAGGGCAAUGUGAAUCACAGGCUGACGUGUAGGCUUAUUUUAUUUCCUUCCUUAGUAUCUACUGUGAUGAUUUUAAAUGAUAUUUUUGAAAGCUGUAUGAAUCCUUUCUGAAACUGGUGGAAACUUCAUCUUACACUUCUACAGACAUCUGUAACAGAGAAUAAAGCUUAUGCUGAAACUGCAA
Gallus gallus (chicken) is the source of this 840-nucleotide messenger RNA. RefSeq names its product ghrelin/obestatin prepropeptide (gene GHRL). The transcript has 5 exons. Gene Ontology annotation, biological process: negative regulation of inflammatory response; positive regulation of growth hormone secretion; gastric acid secretion. Gene Ontology annotation, molecular function: ghrelin receptor binding; growth hormone-releasing hormone activity. The coding region runs from base 150 to 500 and encodes 116 amino acids. Gene Ontology annotation, cellular component: extracellular region. The record is from RefSeq and is marked provisional. Lineage: Eukaryota; Metazoa; Chordata; Aves; Galliformes; Phasianidae.